AUGACCCACGGCGGAACCGACAGCAACACCGGCAGCAGUCGAGGCCAUUUGAGAAAACAGGCCUGGCUGUUGUUGGGUCUGCACUGGGUGGCUGUAAGAGUGUGUGAUCCGGAUGAACCAGAGCUAGCGUCAACUUUCAAUAUUAAAAUAAGUUCUGCAAUGGGUAACUAUGAACAGUUUAUCAAUGAAUCGAAAGACUGGGAUACUUGGAAUCUUUACAACGAAGAUUCCCCGGACUUUCCUGUUCGUAAAAACAAGAUUAGACAUUUUACCUUGAACUUUGGACCGCAGCACCCUGCAGCACACGGAGUGCUGCGACUGAUUCUUGAGCUACAUGGUGAAGAAAUUGUUCGGUCAGAUCCACACGUUGGCCUUUUGCACAGAGGAACGGAAAAACUGAUCGAAUCGAAAACGUAUAUUCAGGCAUUACCGUAUUUUGAUAGACUCGACUAUGUCUCUAUGAUGACCAACGAGCAGGUUUUUUCCCUUGCUGUGGAGAAACUACUUAAUAUUGAGGUGCCGAUUAGAGCAAAGUAUAUUAGAACCAUGUUUGGAGAAAUUACCCGAAUUCUGAACCAUCUCAUGUCCGUUCUAUCGCAUGCUAUGGAUGUGGGAGCGCUGACGCCCUUUCUGUGGGGAUUUGAGGAAAGAGAGAAAUUGAUGGAAUUUUAUGAGCGAGUUUCAGGGGCCCGGUUGCACGCUGCCUACGUGAGACCAGGCGGGGUGUCGCAAGAUCUUCCAUUUGGCUUACUGGAUGAUAUAUACAUGUGGGCUACGCAAUUUGGAGACCGUAUUGAUGAAACAGAGGAGCUCCUUAGCGACAAUCGUAUCUGGAAACAAAGAACGGUUGAUAUUGGAACGGUGACGGCAGAAGACGCAUUGAAUUAUGGUCUAUCGGGUGUCAUGCUUAGAGGAUCGGGCGUUCCAUUCGACAUCAGAAAGUCACAGCCGUACGAUGCCUAUGAGUAUGUGGAUUUCGAUAUCCCUGUUGGGACAAGAGGAGAUUGCUACGAUAGAUACUUGAUAAGAAUGGCUGAGUUUAGACAGUCGCUAAGAAUCAUCGAACAAUGCAUCAACGAUAUGCCAGCAGGUCCUGUGAAGGUUGAGGAUUUCAAAAUUGCCCCUCCAGCCAAGUCGUUGAUGAAAACUGACAUGGAAGCUUUAAUCCAUCACUUCUUGGUGUUCACUAAAGGUUACCAAGUUCCCCCAGGUGAGACGUAUACAGUUAUCGAGGCGCCGAAGGGCGAAAUGGGAGUGUAUGUCGUGAGUGACGGAUCAGAGAGACCAUACAGAUGCAAAAUUCGUGCUCCAGGAUUCUCUCAUUUGGCUGCUUUCGAUCAUAUUUCUAGGGGCCACUUGCUACCCGACGCCGUGGCCAUCAUUGGAACAAUGGAUCUCGUUUUCGGAGAGGUUGACAGAUGA
Ogataea polymorpha is the source of this 1422-nucleotide messenger RNA. RefSeq lists its product as uncharacterized. The record is from RefSeq and is a predicted model, not a curated record. Gene Ontology annotation, biological process: mitochondrial electron transport, NADH to ubiquinone. The coding region runs from base 1 to 1422 and encodes 473 amino acids. Lineage: Eukaryota; Fungi; Ascomycota; Pichiomycetes; Pichiales; Pichiaceae. The transcript is spliced from 2 exons. Gene Ontology annotation, molecular function: NAD binding; NADH dehydrogenase (ubiquinone) activity; quinone binding.